AUGAGUUUACAAGAACCAUUGCAAGAAAUGCAGGAAAUUAAAGUCCGAUCUCUGCAUAGCUCACCACAGUUUUCCAUCUCAUUGUACGUAGAAACCCUGACUCAGCACCUGGAGUACCUUGGGCUCUGUGGAGAUGACACAGCAGCUGAAGAUCAGAUCCUUGAAAGUCUGAAUGGGAUUCUCCUGGCGAUUACUGAAGAUAAGCAGAGAUCCUUCAGCCUACUCAGAGAGAGUGGGAUCUUCCUAACUUUGGCAAAAAUCCUGAAGGGCAAUCCACGAUGUGCGGUGAAAGCAGCCCAGGUGCUUUCAGAAAUAGCCAAGAAUGAGGAAAUGAAGAAACCAUGUAUUGAAGCAGAUUUGGUCUUAACUUUGAUUCCUUUGUUGGAGAGCACAGAUCAAGAAAUGCUGCUUCAUGCUGGGAGGGCUAUUGGCCGUAUCUGUUAUGAUAACCGUGAUCUUCAGGAAGAGCUGGUGAAGGUAGGAGUAAUCACAUCACUAGUCCGAAUAUUAACCGAUUACGCAGAGAGUGAACCACUUGUCCAUGUUGAUCUAUUGGCCUUAUGCAACCUUGCAGACCUUGAUACAGCCAAGGAAGCUCUAAGCAAGACAAAGGUUGCUGAACAGAUGGUGAAACAACUGAGAAGAGCAGAGAACCAUGAGAAGUUAGAAAUUGUCUUUGAGGUCCUGCAAGCACUUGCAGAAAACGAUGCUCUGAAAGUGCAGUUGGUGGAGGCAGGCGUGCAAGAGGUGCUGUCCGAGAUCCUGCUGAGGCUCCAGGGUAGCUCACAAGCUGAAGAUACAUGCAUUCUGAAGGCUGCAUCAGAUCUCAUUGUCUCUCUGCUUCUUGGAGUCUGCAUGAUUAAUUUCUAUCAUUGUGUUUCUUAUCUCUCUCACCUGCUUGGUUUUGCCUCUUCAGAUGGCAACUGUGUACGAAUGGUACAGCUGGGAGUCAUACAUCAGCUUCUGGAUCUUCUGGAGAAACAUGUGGAGAGUGGGGACAUCUCUGUUCAACACGCUGCACUCAGUGCACUUCGAAACCUUGCUAUACCUGUGGUUAACAAGGUUCAAAUGCUGGAGGAAGGUGUGGCAGAACGGAUUCAGGCACUUCUAAGGUCAGAGACGCCUCCUGUGCAGUUUAAGCUUCUUGGAACACUACGGAUGUUAGCAGAUGGUCAAGCUGAUGCGGCUGAAAUCUUGGGCCAGGACCCCACGCUGCUCAACAGACUCAUGCAGUGGUGCAAUGCUAACGACCACACCGGCAUCUGUGGAGAGGCAAAUCGGCUGCUAGCAUCGAUCCUGCGUCACAACAGAUCCCAAGAAGUGGUCAAAGCCAUCCAGGAGGCACAAGGAGUGAAGCAUCUGGUUUCCAUGACAACAUGUGAACAUGCUGCCAUGCAGAAUGAGGCUCUGAAUGCCUUGGCAAUAGCAUCUGCAAUCGAUUUAGAAACCCUUGAAGAAUCUUUUAAGGAAACACAGCUAGUUCAAAGCUUACACAAACUUCUACAAGAUGAUAAUACAAGUCCUGAGGUGAAAUAUAGCUCAAUGGGUCUUUUGUGCAGUCUUCUUAAUUCAGGUGACCUGAGACAAGAAAUAGAAGAGGACAAGAUUAAAGAAACCCUCGAACAACUCUGCAGUCACAGCAAUGCAAAUGUGGUCAAGGCAGCUGUCACCACAUUACAAGUUUUGAGAGGAGAGACACCCCACUAG
Molecule: messenger RNA, 1707 nt
Organism: Opisthocomus hoazin
Lineage: Eukaryota; Metazoa; Chordata; Aves; Opisthocomiformes; Opisthocomidae
Source: RefSeq, a predicted model, not a curated record